GCAGGAGAACACUGUCCUGGAAGAGCUGGAGGGCCAUGCUGGCUGUUGUGCUUGCUCUUUUACCUGGUCUUGGGAUUGGAGCCUACAUUGCUCAGUGGCCUGACAAAAUCCUUCAGAGACCUGGUGGCUCUUUGACCAUCUCCUGCUACCAGAAUUACAGUAACUUUGCCUAUAUGUACUGGUACCAUCAGCCUCCAAGAAAUGGUUUGAAGUUAAUAGUCAGCAGUAGUACAUGGAGUCAUAACUCUUAUGAGGAUGGUUACUCUGAGGCCAAGUUUGAAAUAAACAGAGAGAGCAGUAAUUACUCUCUAAUGACAAUCAAGAAUGUGACACCCCAGGAUGAAGCCACGUAUUUCUGUGCUGCGAGUGAUCGCACGCUGCAAAAUGGUGUGAAUAAUGAGCAGUUGUUCUUUGGUAGUGGGACAAAACUUACGGUGAUAGGGAAGAAUGAUGAAAUCAUACCUCCUGCCGUGGUCAUCUUUUCCCCAUCAAAGCAGGAGAUCCAGCAGAAGAGCAAGGCCACGCUGGUGUGCCUGGCCUCUGGUUUCUACCCUGACCACUUGACUCUGGUGUGGAGGGUGAAUGGUGUGAAAAGGACUGAAGGGGUGGGCACAGACGAGUCCUCCACACAGAAUGGGAGCACCUACUCACUGACCAGCCGACUGAGGAUGCCAGCCUGGGAAUGGUUCAACCCUCUGAAUCGCUUCGAGUGUGUUGCCAGUUUUUUUCAGAAUGGAACAACAGCAUCAGUAAACAAAUUUAUCCAUGGUGAUGCUGGUUGUGCACUCACAGAAGAGUCGUACUUGCGGUAUGGAAAUUCCCUGAAGCUCACUUACCUCAUCCUCUGUGGCAAAGCCUUGGUCUAUGCAGUUUUGGUGAGUGGUCUGGUGUGGACAGGCAAGGUGAGUCAGAGUGGCCCUGGAAGGCUGGGCUCACUCACUGGUCAAGGAUCAGUGGAUGCAGGUUAAACCCCUUCUCAGAGGUGUGGCUGUUCUGCAGGUGCUCUGCCAGGCUUUGUGGAGUUCCACUUGAAAAAUCAGAAAUUAUGGGUUUUCUCUUACCGUUUUUCCAAAACUCAAAUAAAAUCAAUGCUAUCUAGCAGAGAAAUUCCUUCUCACAAUCCUCUUUAAACACAUGAAAAAGAUGAGAAUUAAGGACAAGUUGCCCAGAAAGUAAAUAAGGGAAAUAUCAGAUAUGUCACGCAUUUGUGUAACCAUUGCGAAGGGGCUUACACCUGCAGUGAAAAUAAUAAGCAUAUUUUUUAAAGUGAUGCAGGAGAUAAAUCUGAUUAAAUAUUUACAAAGAUUUAAGAAGAACAGUGGAUUGAUCUGAAAGGAUGGGAUAAUUCAACUAACCAAGAGGAAAUGCUUUUUAUUAGUAAGUUUUUCCUGUGGCUGAAACAUACAUGCACAGUGAGAGCAGCAGAAGUCUCAGCGCUUGUCUGUUCAAAAGCAGAACAGGGAGAUGUAUUUGAAAAGUGACCUGGUAGAGUUGAGGGCAAAGAUGAGAACAAUCUCAGUUGUAUUUUUUGGUCCUUUUGCAAGGAUAGAAUGGAAGGUGUAGAUAUGUCCAUUUCUGGAUCAUGGAAUCCUAGAAUCGCAGAAUGGUUUAGGUGAGAAAGAACAUUUAAAGAUUACCUAGUUCCAUCCCCACCCUGAAAUGGGCAGGGACAUCUCUCACUAGACCAGGUUGCUCAAAGCCCCAUGCAACCAGGCCUUAAACACUUCCAGGGGUGGGACAUCCACGGCUUCUCUGGGAAACCUGUUCCACUCUCUCAGCACCCUCCCCAGAACAAAUUUCUUCCUUUGAUCUGAAGCUACCCUGAAUCAGUUUAAAACCAGGCCUCUUCAUCCUGUCACUGCAGGCCUUGGUAAAACAUCUCUGUUUUUCUUAAAAGUCCCCCACUGCUGUGUAUGGGAAGGCCUCAGGCAGGCCUCUCCAGAGGCUUCUCUUCUCCAGUCUCAAGAGGAGUUGUUCUCUCAGCCUGUCUUCAUAACCUGAGGCCCUGGGACUGGCUUUUGUGGGAUUCCUGUGGGUCUGCUCUGUCAUGGCCAUGUGUUACCUGGGCUGGGGCCUCCAGAGCUGGACACAGAAGUGCAGGUGGGAUUGGUGGGGGUUCACAUGGGCCCGCUCUCUUAAGUCUGUUCAGGUGCCUGUGGCUGGCAUCCCUUCCCUCACACACACCGAUGGCCACACAGCUUCAUGUCAGCUGUGAACUUGCUGAGGGUGCACUUGCUCCCACUGUCAAUGACACGCUGAUGAAAGUUGAAGAAAUGCUUUUGGCCCCAGUACAGAUCCUUGAGGGAAACUGUUUGUGACUGACUGCCACUUGAACAUUCACCGUGGAUGCUAGCUCUUUGGGCAAGAGUGGCGUCAAGUUAUCUAGAGAAUAAAUGAAGAGCCCUUGUCAUUUCAUCAGCAGGAACAUGACAAGAUUGCUACCUUUCCAUAGCAAAAAAAUCUGUGCUUCUACGAACUUCUGAAUAUAAUUUUUUUGUAAUUAUCAGUUGCUGUACUGUUAUUCACAUCUUUGUCAGCUUUCUCUGUACUUCCAUAUCAUAAUGUAUCAUAUUUUAUUGUAAGACAUCUUUAAAAGUAGCACCUUCUUAGUGCUCAGCAGCUGAGAACUCAUCUGAUUGAUUUAGGAAUAAAGUUUUUGCUUCUCUUCCCUUGAAAA
Passer domesticus (house sparrow) is the source of this 2677-nucleotide messenger RNA. RefSeq names its product M1-specific T cell receptor beta chain-like. The record is from RefSeq and is a predicted model, not a curated record. Bases 36 to 968 code for a protein of 310 amino acids. Lineage: Eukaryota; Metazoa; Chordata; Aves; Passeriformes; Passeridae. The transcript is spliced from 7 exons.